AUGUCUUCACCGAAUAAUUCAAAUGGGGGACUCCAAAGAUCACUUUCUAGUCAUCUACAACGACUCAAUAUCCGUACGCCGGAUUCUUCAGCACCAAGUUCACCUGAUAUUUCCGAGAAAGAUAUUGGACGUAAACUGACAACAAGCAGUAGCAAUAACCCAACAAAGCAAUCGUCAUCAUCAUUUUUAUCCAGAACCCUUUCAUCGAAACGUGAUAGAGCUGAUUCAGUGGGACGCAAUAGACCAUCGCCACCACUUCCACCACCUAUUACACAUAAAGAGAGCGAUCAUAGCGACGAUUCAAGUAGUAGUACACCACAAUUAUCCCCAUUAAAAGACCUACCACCAAGCAGUGCGUUCGGAAAGGCAAGAGAUAGAUCCACAUUUAAGGGAGUCAUUGAUAAAUUUGUGGGCAGUUUUAAUGACUUGCUAAAUAAAGACAAACAAUCGAAUGAUCAAGAAAAAGAAAUGGAAAUUUCUGGUCCAUACAACGCCAAACAUGUUACACAUGUUGGUUUUGAUGCCAGUACUGGCGAGUUUACUGGAUUACCUCAAGAAUGGCAAACAUUAUUACAGCACAGUGGUAUUUCAAAAGUGGAACAAUAUCAAAACCCGCAAGCUGUCUUGGAUGCUAUUGGUUUCUACCAAGAAAAUCGUGAUCACGAUGAAUUAGUGUAUCAUAAAAUGGAAAAGGCACACGCUUUAACAGAUGAAGAUCAGAUAGAACUUAAUGAAGAUGAAACAAAGAAACAGGAAAGAUUAGAUGAGCAAUUGUAUCACCAACACCUUCAGCAACAGCAGCAACAGCAACAGUAUCAACAAUAUCAACAAAGACAACUUCAAUUACAACAAGAACAUAAAUUAAGACUGGAUCAAGAACGGCUUUCCCCUUCUUCCCAUGCUGCCAGAGAUUACGAUAUAAAAAGAAAACUGAGCUCGAAACAACGUGAUAACAAACCCAAACCGCAGUUACAGCAGCAGAAUUCAUUGACAGGAUCACCCGGAACCGUAAAACAACGUGUUAAAGAGAGAAAGCAUACAAUGAAAGAUGCUGAAGUUAUUGCAAAAUUAAGAACUAUAUGUACUGAAUCUGAUCCUAGUCUCGUCUACAGAAACAUGCGAAAGAUUGGACAAGGAGCCUCUGGAGGUGUAUAUACCGCAUAUUCUGAUCACUGUGAUUUUCCUGUUGCCAUUAAACAAAUGAACCUUGAACAACAGCCCAAGAAGGAGUUAAUUAUUAAUGAGAUUUUAGUCAUGAAGGAGUCUAAACAAAAAAACAUUGUCAAUUUUAUCGAUUCUUACUUAUGGCGUGGAGAUUUAUGGGUCAUCAUGGAAUACAUGGAGGGUGGGAGUCUUACAGACGUUGUAACCAAUAACAUGAUGAUGGAAGGUCAAAUUGCUGCCGUUUGUCAUGAAGUUCUGGAAGGUCUCCAACACUUACAUUCCAAGGGUGUUAUUCAUCGUGAUAUCAAGAGUGAUAAUAUUUUGUUAAGUUUGUAUGGUGAUAUCAAAUUAACCGAUUUCGGUUUCUGUGCUCAAUUAAAUGAGAUGCAAUCUAAGCGUACAACAAUGGUUGGGACACCAUAUUGGAUGGCCCCUGAAGUAGUUACUCGUAAGGAAUAUGGUCCCAAGGUAGAUAUAUGGUCUCUUGGUAUUAUGGCAAUUGAGAUGGUUGAAGGUGAACCACCUUACCUUAACGAAAACCCUCUUCGUGCACUGUAUUUAAUUGCUAACAACGGUACCCCUAAGCUUCAGAACCCUGAAGCGCUUUCACCGGUAUUCCGUGACUUUUUGGCAAAAUGUCUAGAGGUUGACGUAGAUGCUAGACCUUCCGCUGCAGACAUGCUGAACCACCCAUUUUUGAGAUUAGCCGAUCCUUUACCAUCCCUUGCCCCUCUUAUCAGAGCUGCUCGUGAUGCUGUUAAAAGAGAAGAAUAAAUAUUUUUUUUAUAACAAAAGACUCGAUGCUACAAUAUUACUGUGUUCUUGAUUUGAAGUUCGGAAGGAGGUAAAAAAUAAAUGACAGAAUAAAAAAAAUCUUAGACAA
Messenger RNA from Mucor mucedo, 2047 nucleotides. Its product is annotated as protein kinase. The transcript has 7 exons. The record is from RefSeq and is a predicted model, not a curated record. Bases 1 to 1938 code for a protein of 645 amino acids. Gene Ontology annotation, cellular component: cytoplasm. NCBI's taxonomy places the organism in Eukaryota, Fungi, Mucoromycota, Mucoromycetes, Mucorales, Mucoraceae. Gene Ontology annotation, molecular function: ATP binding; protein serine/threonine kinase activity. Gene Ontology annotation, biological process: intracellular signal transduction; regulation of MAPK cascade; protein phosphorylation.